This is a messenger RNA of Dentiscutata erythropus, 825 nucleotides long. The record is from the annotation of a GenBank genome assembly. Lineage: Eukaryota; Fungi; Glomeromycota; Glomeromycetes; Diversisporales; Gigasporaceae.
AUGGCAGUUACGAUGCUCAUAGUUAGAAGAAAAGCCAAAGAGUUAGGAGAAGCGCUUGGUAUUGAAAAUGCACAGUUUUCGCGUGGUUGGGUCGUAUAUUUUAAGAAUCGGCACAAUCUGGUAAAACGUGUUUGCACACAAGUUGCACAGAAGUUUUCUGAGGAUAUGCUCUUAGUUGUUAGGGACUUCCUUAAAAAGGCGCGUGAAAAGACCAUGAAUAUAGAAAAAAAAUUCAUAAUUUCUUUUAACGAAACCCCGAUAUGGUUCAAUAUACCCUGUGGUUCGACACUUGAAUUUCAAGAUACCCGCAAAGUUCCAAUUAAAACUAUAGAAAGUGAUAAAUUGCGAUUUACUGUAGUUUUGGGUUAUACAGCUUCAGAAGACAAACUCCCACUUGCCAUAAUUUUUAAAUUUAAAAAGAAGCCCAGAGGCCAGCCCAAUAGAUUUUUUAAAAAUCAGGGUGUAGUUUUUGUCGACCGUCAUCGUAGUCACAUCCGUGAUAAUGUGGUUAGAGUAUUAAAUAACGAAGGUUUAGACGUUUUAGAAAUACCCGGAGGAACAACUAGUGUUUUGCAGCCACCUAAUGUUUUAGUAAACAAACCUUUCAAAAGUGGAAUGAGACAAAGGUGGGAGGAAUGGAUGGAAAAGGGAAAAAAAGAAUUUACUGCAAAAGGAAAUCGUAAAAAGGUCUCGUAUGAGCUUGCAAUCAUUGAAAAUCAUAUGAGUGAUAUUGAUAGGGAUGAAUUAUUAAAUGAAAAGAGUGUGUGUUUAGAAGAUAAAGACAAUGAAGAAAAAAAUGAAAAUAAUGAAAAUAUAAUAAAUUGA